Enterobius vermicularis (human pinworm) is the source of this 3225-nucleotide messenger RNA. The record is from the annotation of a GenBank genome assembly. NCBI's taxonomy places the organism in Eukaryota, Metazoa, Nematoda, Chromadorea, Rhabditida, Oxyuridae.
AUGAGUGCCAGGACACGUUCGGAGAUUAUUAAAUUGAUCCGUUACUCCGAAUCCCUUAAUUCAAAGGUUUCUGAAGAUUCUAGGGAAGCUCUGAGGAGUUUAAUUGAUCAAGGUGAAGCUAUUGGUCAUCUGGUGCAAUACUAUUCUCAUACACAAUCUUUUCGGGCUUUAGAUUUAUUGUGUCGGAUAAAGGAGCCUCACGAUUCAGAGUUAUGUAACCGAAUGCAAGAAUGUUUUGGAAAAAAUCCGUUAGCGACUAUCAUUCUUCUUGGACAAAUAGUUCAGAAGGCUCCAAGCUGGCUGACAAAAUUGUGUGAACAUUCACUUUUUGCGCAUCUCCUAAAAUUACUCAAUACAACGAGCGACACUGUAAUCAUGGUCGGUGGGAUCCUUUUCAUCUCGUCUUUGAUACCGCAUUGCUCCACCCUUAAGCGGCCUUUACUGCAAGAUUUGUUUCGAAUAUUACUUGCAGCGUGCGCAUUACUUUACAACAAAAAAAAGUUGUUGGAGAAGGGUUUGGAUAAUGAUUACUUAGGCCCCGUUCAUGUCUCUCACUUGUACUGCGUUAUUAUUCAAUAUUUCGUUGUUUUAUACGGUAUUUAUCCUAAUAACCUUUUGGAAUACCUAAGGGAUUGUUAUACAAAACACCAUGACGAGCACGCACUCUCUAUUUUAGAACCUGUUUAUGGCGUUGUGAGAUUUCAUCCACUCCUGGCUAAAGGCACAACAGACCAGGAACUCAAUCGGAGUAGAUGGUCUCAGCGCGAAGCACAUGAUUUUUCUGCUGAUUGUAGGCAUAUGAUGGUACGGCCGGUAAUUGAGGGUUCAGUAAAUGUUCUGGCUAAAGCGUCACCUAAUCACUCAGAAUCAUCUGCAGUCAACUUAAAUGUUUAUCAUUUUCCUCCAAAAGUCCCAAGCAGCCACUCGUCGUCAAAUUAUCAGUGGAAUGAUUCAAGAUGGAAUGAUAGUCCAAGCAUUAAUCUGGGUGUUGAAACACCUCCGGGUACUAGAUCAACUUCUCCAACAGCGCAGAAGCAAAACAUGCAUUCAUCCAACACGAUAGCUUCCAAAUGUUUUUUAAGUUGUGAGAGUUCCAGACUAAGCUUCUUACUUAUCUUUUCAUGGUUAGUGCCCAGCAGUGGGUCGUUUCAUUCUGCUGAUGGUUCUGAGGAGGUACGUAGAACAAAACGAGACUCAUUUUCUCGGAAGCUCGUUGACAUGGUUAGAGGACGGAGGGAUGGUGCUUUUGCCUUAGUGAAGGAGGGCAAUCGUCCUUCAUUGCUUGAAAAACUAGAAGCCACCAAAGAGGAAGUUGGCGAUAUUGAAGUGAUCGAUGCAGUAAUAGACGAUAAAAGUCAUGCGAGCGUAGGCAGUCAUGUAGAGGAAGCGAUAGAUGCCGCUGAGGCACAUGAUUCUCCUACUCCGACGUUGCCUCAAGAUUCUAAGAUCGACGAGGGGCUAGUGGCGUCUUACAAUAAGACAUCGCAUCCCCCGCCGAAUAAAAGGGGGAGAGAAGAGAAUUUAGAAAACUAUUCUGUACGCUCACGAUCUGCUUCAUUAGCACGGGAAAAUUCGGCUUCAAUUAUAGCUGAGAAACCAUCAAGCGUUUUUGCCAACGAUAUGCAUCAUCACAGCUUUACGCUUUGUAAAAUUAUGGAACAUGAAAGUUGUAAUUUAAGUCAUCGUGCUUAUUCUUGUCCAAGCCUGGUGAAGGAAGAAUUGGAAGGGUCUAGUCAAAAUAUUUUGGUUAUUGACGAGGCAAAGAAACGUUCGGUUCCUGUAACUCUUCCGACGUCAACCUUGGCCAGCUUGAUCGAAAAGGAGUUUCCGUAUUUGGCAUUCUUGCGAACGCUGCUUUUACCAGAUGCUGGUGCCUUUUGUAUUCGUUUAUUUUUGAUAGAGCAUGAAGGGGCGAUCGAUAGUGAUUUAAAAAAAGAACAAGAGAGGACAAGAGAACUUUAUAUGGAAGCUAGUUUAGAGCACCAUAAAAUUUUGAAGCGGAUGUGCUUAGCUGAUCGUCUCCCUGCAAAGAUCUAUGAUGACAUGUCGAAUUUGAUUCAAGGUCUACCUUUGGAAAAACAGAGGGAAAUUUUGAUUAGCCGUCUUGCCUUAGUAAACCAGCAUCUUAUGUACGAACGCUCUGGAAGGUUGUUGCAUGCGGAACGCAACAGAAGACUGUUUGGUCGCAUUAAACAGCAGAAGCUUUCUGAUGCUCAAAUCAUCACGCUUCAAAAGGAACUUCAUGAAGCUCAAGGGGUAAUUUUGAACGGAUAUUUGAAGAGACGAGAAGAGCUUGUCAACGCGUUAUCGGGACUUCGGAAAAAGGAGAAACUGGCAUUGAAAGAACGACAGGAAUCUGAAGCGCGUUACAGAGAAAAAUUGCGCCAGUUGAACAUUGAAGCUGAGAAGUCCAGAAACGAACUUGAAUUUUUAAAACUUAACAUGGAAAGGAUUGCCGAAGAGAAAGAAAGACUUGCGAAGGAGAGAAGUGAUUUGCAAAGAAGAUGUGAGGACGGAGAAGUUUUGAGGAAAUUGACGGAGGCUAAAGUCACGGUUUUGGAGGCAUCACGUUUGGAGUUACGAAAAGCUCAUGAAACUAACCAAGCUCUUCGCGACAAGUUGGCUUUGAAUGAAUUGAAAGCGAAAAAACAGAAUGCCGGAAUAACUUCUGUACUUCCGAUCUCUGGUGAGCGUGAUGAGCGGGCUUUUUCUUCCCAGGUUGAAAAACUAAGGAAAGAACUUCGAAACGAACAAAAUGCCAAUGAAUUGCUUCGAAUCAAAAAAGCAGAAAUUGAGGAGGAUUGCAAAGCAAAGAAGGAGAAGUGUAUGGAUCUUGAGGCAUUGCUAGAAAGGGCUGCUGUGGUUCAUAAGCAACAAAGUGAUGCUGCUCAGCAUAAGUAUUUGUCUUUGUUAUCUGUGUGUCAGAAACAGCAAACACAUAUAUUAGAGUUAUGUGCCUACAUUGAGCAGCAGUUAGGCAGACGAACACCAGUGAUGGAAGGAUCAACUGCACCAAUACCGCGAGGCGUUGUACCUGAAGAGAUUCUUUCGUUUGAUAGCCGUGGUGACUCCGAUAGUACAGGGAUUUUUAACAACGUGGUCUCUCCUUCUGAAGCUUUACACACAAGCGGUCUUUUCGGUUUUUCUCCAGUUAUUGUUGAUGAACUUACGAGAAGAGAAAGCGAAUUUCAAUCUCAACAGGACGAACAGUGGCAGGAGUCGUAG